Molecule: messenger RNA, 1814 nt
Organism: Fragaria vesca subsp. vesca
Lineage: Eukaryota; Viridiplantae; Streptophyta; Magnoliopsida; Rosales; Rosaceae
Exons: 2
Coding region: 66-1613 (515 amino acids)
Biological process (GO): signal transduction
Molecular function (GO): ADP binding; protein binding
Source: RefSeq, a predicted model, not a curated record
AUGAAUGCAAGAGAUUAGUUGAUAUAUUCAUACUUGGAAAUUUGAAGAACCUUCAGAUUCUUAGUAUGAAGAACUUUGGAGGAACCACUCUUCAAAAAGAAAUGCCGCAAGAAAUAGGAUACUUGACUAAUCUUAAGAUGUUGGACGUCACAGAUGCAUGUUUUGAAACAGUUCCCCCUAAAUUGAUAUCCAACUUGAAUGGAUUAGAAGAAUUGUACAUGAAAUGUGACUUUUGCGACUGGGGCUGUAGAACAGAAGAGGGUGGUUUGUUUUCUUUUGUUUUUCCCAAUAAUGCUAGCUUUGAUGAGAUAACAGGGUUAUCACGUUUAAACAGUUUGAAAGUUCAGAUAUAUGAUGUAAAAUGCUUGCCUCCACUGGUUGGGUUCAGUCCCAAUUGGGUCAACUUCGAUAUCUGUAUCAGCACAAAAGAAUUUAUGAAACAGUCCUAUUACGGACGCUUUUUCGAGAGGAAACUAACUGUCAAGAUGGAUGCACAACGUCAUUUCUCUCGGUAUUUGACUCUAAACACAAGCAUGAGAAAUUUACCAGACUGGUUUAUCAAUGUAGUGACAGAGAAAGCAGAGAUACUAGAGUACAUAGGGUACAGGGGAUUAGAGAACAUUCUUGUGGAAUAUCACCAUGGGAGAUUACAUGAGCUAAAGUACCUUGGUGUCAUUGAGUGCGAGGUGGUUGGAGAGUUGAUGAACUCCCAAACAACAUGGGUUCCGAAUAGACCUGUGUUUGAGAGCUUGGAAGAGUUGUAUCUAGAAGGAGUCGAUGGCCUGAAAGAGUUAUGUGUUGGUGAGUUACCAGCUGGGUCUCUGGGAAAUCUUAAGUUGUUAAGUGUGAGAAAUUGCCCGCAUCUUUUAAAUGCACUCUUACCAUCACAUCUGUUGCCCAGCCUACAAAAUCUGGAGAUACUACAUUGUGAGUACACAAAGGAUGCGAGAGGAACCGCAUAUGUGUUUGGAUUUGAAUACAGGUUGACAGAAAAAAUCGUCUUACCGAAAUUGAGACAGAUAACAUUAUGUUAUCUUGUGAACCUACAAAGCAUAUCCUAUGGUUAUACUCCUAGUGGAGUCUUCCGUAAUCUCAACAGUUUGGCAAUUCAUGGGAGCCAGAAAUUGAAAUAUCUGUUGACGUACGAAGUAGCUAUAUCUCUUUUCCAAUUGGAACUCCUCUGGGUGGAGGAGUGUUCCGACAUGGAAACAGUUAUUCAAUUAGGCUCGAAUACAAAUGGAAGCAGAAUAGUUUUUCCAAAAUUGAAGGAAAUGUAUUUGAAUAGUCUUCCACGGCUCACAUGGAUCUACAAUUGGGAUACCGUUCAGUGCCCUUCAUUGGAACACUUGUAUGUGUGCAAGUGCCCCAGACUUGUAGACCAUGCUGCUGCUUUCCAAAGCAGAAACUACGUCAAAACAAAUGAUGAAGGGCAUUUUGCGAUUAUAUUUGAGAGAUUGUUCCACCGCCAAUUCAACCCAGAAGAGAUUCCUCAGUUCUUCUCCAAAAAAGAAAGUGAUUUCUCAACAGGCUCUUCAUUGAAGGCUGAUCCAGGCUCUUCAUUGAAGGCGGAUCCAAUGCAAGGCUCACCUAGGCUUUGGGUUAAGCCCAGGUGAGAAUUUCAGGUAAAAAACAAAAAAACUUGUGUAGAUUAUUGUAAGCAUAGACAUUAUGUAGAGAUAAGAGUCUUCAAUGUAAUGCGCAACAUACAUUAUGUAGAUUAUUUUAAGCAUAGACAAUUUCUUUUGAUACGGUAAACUUCAUGUAAUUAAUUAAGAACUUCUAGAUGUUCUUGUGGUGAUAAGUAUCCUCAUUCC